Molecule: messenger RNA, 1322 nt
Organism: Manihot esculenta (cassava)
Lineage: Eukaryota; Viridiplantae; Streptophyta; Magnoliopsida; Malpighiales; Euphorbiaceae
Product: probable F-actin-capping protein subunit beta
Exons: 8
Coding region: 224-994 (256 amino acids)
Biological process (GO): barbed-end actin filament capping; cell morphogenesis; actin cytoskeleton organization
Cellular component (GO): cytoplasm; F-actin capping protein complex
Molecular function (GO): actin filament binding
Source: RefSeq, a predicted model, not a curated record
AUGCCACAUAUUUCCACUUUCUUAGGUAAGUUCCCAAAACAAACAAGACCUGAGCAGUGGUUCCCGCGAGGGGAACUCGGAUCAAAUAACGCCGCGUCCUCUUUGGUAUUCUGAAGAGAAUAGGUGACAACAGAAUUGAACCUCCCUGUCAUUUCGUUUUUGUUCCCUUUUUCUGGCUCCAUUCUUGAAGGAAAGUAAAACAAAGGAAAAGGAACACAAAGUGAUGGAGGCUGCCAUGGGAUUGAUCAGAAGAAUACACCCUAAGCGAUCGGAUACAGCUCUUUCCGCUCUCCUCAGCCUCCUGCCUCACCACUCCUCCGAUCUCCUCUCUCAAGUCGAUCAGCCGCUCCAGGUUUUAUGCGAUGUGGAUUGUGGAAAGGGGUUCAUAUUGUGUGAAUACAAUAGAGAUGCUGACUCCUACAGGUCACCUUGGUCAAAUAAAUAUCAUCCACCACUGGAAGAGGCGCUUUUUCCAUCUUCAGAGUUGAGGAAACUUGAAAUUGAGGCAAAUGAAGCCUUUACUAUCUAUCGUGAACAGUAUUAUGAAGGUGGUAUCUCAUCUGUAUACUUGUGGGAAGAUGAUGAAAGAGAAGGUUUUGUAGCAUGCUUUUUGAUAAAGAAAGAUGGUUCAAAGACAGGCCAUGGCCGAAGGGGUUACCUGCAGGAGGGAGCUUGGGAUGCUAUUCAUGUUAUUGAGGUGGGGCCAGAAGAGGAAAAAGCAGUUCAUUAUUGUUUGACCAGUACUGUUAUGCUGUCUUUGACUACGAAUGAUGAGUCAUCUGGUACUUUCAGUCUCUCAGGGUCUAUUAGACGACAGAUGAACAUGGACCUUGCAAUAGCUGAUGGUCAUCUUUGUAACAUGGGAAGGAUAAUAGAAGAAAUGGAGGGUAGGCUCAGGAACACGCUUGAUCAGGUUUAUUUUGGGAAGACAAAAGAGAUGGUUUGCACUUUACGACCCCCACCUGAAAUAGUGAUGAGACUGCCAAACAGCUGAGCGUCAUAUAUGAUGAUAGCAAUAAAAGAUGCACUCCUUCUUGGAAAUUCCUGCACCAGUGAGUGCUGAAAGAUUUUCUCAGCUCUUCACCUUUUCAUUCUUUACUUGAGAUCAUUAUAUUUUCACUGCUUGACUAUAUACUGUGAAAUGAGGUAGUUCCUUUUGCACAGGAGAGUGAUCCUUUUUGUGCUUUUGCCUAGACAUCAUUUGAACCAAAUUUUAAUUAUUGCUGAAAUGUCUUGAGAAAUGACCAUGGGUACUUUUCCUUUGUUUUCUUGCUGAGACAUUAUUGUGAAAUAAUUACCAGCAUCUUCUUCUUCUUCUCAAA